AUGCCAAUUCGAACAGUCCCGGUUCCCACUGCGGACGCCCUGAAGACUGCAGAGCCAGACACCAAAAUACAGCACGUCGAGCAUGUCAAUGCGCCUGCCAACGUCGAGCACCAUGAGCACCUCCCGAAGGGCAUCUCCGAGACAGUCGAGGAGAAGAAAACCCGCUGGUUUAUUGGCAGUAUAGACUGUGGAACAACCUCUUCCAGAUUUCUCAUUUUUGAUGGCGAAGGAACCCCAAUUGCCAGCCAUCAGAUUGAGUUUGAGAACAUCUACCCCGAAUCUGGAUGGCACGAACACGACCCACAGGAGCUAGUCAACUCUGUCGAGGAAUGUAUUGAGGAAGCAACUGCACGGUUCCUGGAAAAGGGCUACAAGAAGGACACUAUCAAGGCAAUCGGGAUCACAAACCAGCGAGAAACGACAAUCUGCUGGGAUACCAACACUGGCGAACCCCUCUAUAAUGCCAUCGUUUGGCCCGAUACUCGAACCACCUCUCUUGUCCGUGAGCUCAAGAAUCGGAAAGGCGCGAACGAACUACUGGAACUGUGUGGAUUGCCUUUGUCAACAUAUCCAUCUAGUGUCAAGCUUCUCUGGCUCUACAGUAAUGUGGAAGUUGUCAAGAAGGCAUAUGAUGAGGGCAGGCUAUCUUUUGGAACUGUUGAUACAUGGUUGAUUUACAAGCUCAAUGGUGGAAAGGAGGCCGGCAUCCAUGUCACAGAUACCACCAACGCCUCCCGCACGAUGUUCAUGAAUAUACACACUCUACAGUACGACGACAAGCUCCUGGAUUUCUUCAGGCUGGACCGGAAAAACAUCACUCUACCAAAGAUUGUGCCAUCUUCUGACAAAAAAGCAUUUGGAGCUCUGACAAAUGGUGCACUCAAGGGCGUCAAAAUCACAGGUUGUCUUGGAGAUCAGUCAGCGGCUUUAGUUGGCCAGUGUGGCUUUUCUCCUGGACAAGCCAAGAACACAUACGGAACAGGCUGUUUCCUUCUGUAUAACGUCGGCGAAAAGCCUGUUAUCUCCAAAUAUGGACUUCUGGCCACGGUUGCAUAUGACUUUGGCCAGGGGCGGAAACCAAUCUAUGCUCUGGAGGGUAGUAUUGCUGUUGCUGGGUCUGGCGUGAAGUUCUUGAUGAACAAUAUGGGUUUCAUUAAGCACUCGAGCAAGAUCACCGAACUUGCUGAGACAGUGAAGGACAACGGUGGUGUUGUCUUCGUCACAGCUUUCAGUGGUCUGUUUGCUCCGUACUGGAUUGAUGACGCGAAGGGAACAUUGUUUGGUAUUACAGCACACACUCAACGAGGGCACAUUGCCCGUGCGACAUUGGAGGCAACGUGCUAUCAAACCAAAGCUAUCUUGGAUGCCAUGGAGAAAGACUCGGGUCACAAGCUAGAAGGCCUUGCGGUUGAUGGCGGCAUGUCAAACUCCAACCUUUGCAUGCAGACCCAAGCAGACAUCAUUGGAAUUCCUGUUGACAGACCAGUAAUGAGGGAGACGACAGCUCUCGGAGCUGCUAUCGCGGCAGGAUUUGCUGUUGAUAUCUGGAGAGAGUUUGAUGAGCUGAAGGAGAUCAACAAGGAGGACAGAACCAUCUUCAAACCCCAGAUUGACAAGGCGAAGAGUGAUAAGAUGUUCAAGAAGUGGGAGCAAGCCGUGGAGAUGAGCAAAGGGUGGGUUCUUCAAAACAGCGACGACGAGUAA
Messenger RNA from Hyaloscypha bicolor E, 1704 nucleotides. RefSeq names its product glycerol kinase. Gene Ontology annotation, cellular component: mitochondrion. Gene Ontology annotation, biological process: glycerol-3-phosphate biosynthetic process; triglyceride metabolic process; glycerol metabolic process. The record is from RefSeq and is a predicted model, not a curated record. Lineage: Eukaryota; Fungi; Ascomycota; Leotiomycetes; Helotiales; Hyaloscyphaceae. The transcript has 3 exons. Gene Ontology annotation, molecular function: glycerol kinase activity. The coding region runs from base 1 to 1704 and encodes 567 amino acids.